CGACUGCAGCGGAGCGGCCAUGGGUGUGCAGGGCCCUAUGCCGCUGCUGGUGGUGUUGCUGGUGUGCACGGCGCUAGGGAAACCUGGUCCCAAGAACAUCACAAACAAGCUCCUCUCAAGUGACUGAUGGGCUCUGUGGAGGGCUGGGUGUCUGCAAAUCCUGUGGGAAGGGCUCCGGUGGCAUCUCUUCGACACUACCCCAGGAUACGGGAGGAAGGGGUGUAUGGGUGUGCGGUUCUCCUUAGACCCUCCCUCCCACACACGUGUACCCUGGGGGUGCUACGGGCCUGCCUCAGAGCUCAGAUGGGUGUCUUUUUUUUCUGUCCCAGUGCCUUGUGGCCGCAGGAAUGACCUUAAGCCACUGAUAGUGGGCGGGAUAGAAUCCGUGCAAGGGCGCUGGCCAUGGCAGGCCAGCCUGCGCUUUAAGAAGUCCCACCACUGUGGAGGGAGUCUUCUCAGCCACCGAUGGGUGCUCACUGCUGCACACUGCUUUAGAAAGUACCUUGAUCCAAAAAAGUGGAGAGUCCAGCUUGGACAGCUUACUUCCAAACCAUCUCUCUGGGACAGCAAGGCCUAUUCUGGCCGGUACAGGGUGAAGGACAUCUUUGUAAACUCUGAAGACACCACGAGGUUCCACGACCUGGCCCUGCUGAGGCUGGCCUCCUCGGUCACCUAUAACAAGUACAUCCAGCCCGUCUGCAUGCUGCCCUCCACCUUCGUGUUCCAGCAGCAGCCUGACUGCUGGGUGACUGGCUGGGGAGUCCUUCAGGAGAAUAAGAAACCUCUGCCACCACCCUACCACCUCCGAGAAGUGCAGGUCACCAUCCUAAACCCCAGCAGAUGCUAUGAACUGCUCAGGAUUCCCUCUCUCCACCCCUUUAACAACAGUGACUUGUUCUGCGCUGGUGCUGAGGAUGGCAGUGCGGACACCUGCGGUGGUGACUCAGGAGGACCCUUGGUCUGCAACAUGGAUGGUCUCUGGUAUCAGAUUGGAAUCGUGAGCUGGGGAAUAGGCUGUGGGCGGCCCAACCUGCCUGGCCUCUACACCAACGUGAGUCAGCACUACAACUGGAUCCAGACCAUGAUGGUCCUCAGCAGUGCAGUCAGGUCUGCUCUGGUGCUGCCACUGCUGUCCCUCACUCUGCUCCAGGCUCCCUGACUUCUGAGGUCCACCUGAGCCCAUGAAGCUGCAGCUUCGGGGCUAACAUACCACUUCACUUUCCCCAGUCCCAGGACACUUGGUAUUGGGUAGGGACAUCCUGUGUCUU
Myodes glareolus (Bank vole) is the source of this 1268-nucleotide messenger RNA. The record is from RefSeq and is a predicted model, not a curated record. NCBI's taxonomy places the organism in Eukaryota, Metazoa, Chordata, Mammalia, Rodentia, Cricetidae.